Messenger RNA from Nicrophorus vespilloides, 950 nucleotides. RefSeq names its product L-xylulose reductase. Gene Ontology annotation, molecular function: L-xylulose reductase (NADPH) activity; carbonyl reductase (NADPH) activity. The transcript has 5 exons. Gene Ontology annotation, biological process: xylulose metabolic process; glucose metabolic process. Lineage: Eukaryota; Metazoa; Arthropoda; Insecta; Coleoptera; Silphidae. The record is from RefSeq and is a predicted model, not a curated record. The coding region runs from base 52 to 816 and encodes 254 amino acids.
UUGUUCAUCUGUUAUUGCAGCUUAUCUUGAGAAAGUUUAAAGGUCAGAUAGAUGUCAGCACUGUCAUAUAGUGAGGGCAAAAUGAAUAUCACCUUCCACGGAAGAAAGGCUCUGGUUACAGGCGCCAGUCAAGGUAUUGGCAGAGACAUUGCCUUGAAGUUGUCCCAGUACGGAGCAAAAGUCACAGCAAUAGCCAGGAAUCAACAGCUCCUUGAUGUGUUACAUUCGGAAGACCCAAAGAUCACUGUGUUUGCAGUCGAUCUAAGCAAUUGGGAUGCAACUAAAAACGUUUUGAGUCAGAUAGGCUCUGUGGAUCUGCUGGUAAACAAUGCUGGUUUGGCUAUACUUGCACCACUGUUGGAUGUCACCGAACAACAAAUUGAUUCUUUAUUUGGAGUUAAUGUAAAGGCUUUGAUGAACGUAACCCAGCACGUUGCCAAAGAUCUGAUCUCCAGGGGAGCUGCUGGCAGCAUCGUAAAUGUAUCCUCGCAGGCAUCGAUGGCAGGACUUCAAGAUCACACGGUGUACUGCGCGACGAAGGGCGCCGUGGACGCCUUCACCAGGGCGGCAGCUCUGGAAUUGGGCAAGUUCGGGAUCCGGGUGAACUGCGUUAAUCCAACGGUGAUUAUGACCGAGAUGGGAAAGCUGGGAUGGUCCGAUCCGGCUAAGGCGAAACCCAUGUUGGAGAAGAUCCCGUUGGGACGUUUCGGAGAAGUUGAGGAGGUGACUGAUGCCGUCCUCUACUUGCUCAGCGAUCGCUCCACUAUGAUCACUGGGAGUACGCUCGCCGUGGAUGGGGGUUACCUGGCCGUUUAAGAACUUCCCACGUCGUAGCCGAGGUUCUGCAGGUUCUGAUUGAUGAUGUUCAACGAUAACUUGGCGUCGCCGCUGGAGACCAUGCGGAUCACUGAAAGAAAAUUAUGAAAUUAUACGAUUUGCGAGGUGGUGAA